Messenger RNA from Entrophospora sp. SA101, 1815 nucleotides. The record is from the annotation of a GenBank genome assembly. Lineage: Eukaryota; Fungi; Glomeromycota; Glomeromycetes; Entrophosporales; Entrophosporaceae.
AUGUUAAAAAAUACUAAAAAUAUUGAACUACGUUAUGCCCCCCCAAAAAAAGUCAAUGCACGUUACUCGAAACAAGAAUUAGUUGGUAGAGGUGCUUACGGUGCUGUGUAUAAAGGAAUAGAUAAUGAUACAAGUAAAGUCGUAGCAAUAAAAGUUUUAAAUUUAGAUACAGAAGAGGAUGAUGUUGAUGAUAUUAUCAAAGAAAUCAAUUUACUCUCACAAAUUAAACAGAGUGAUUCAAGAAAUAUAACCAGAUAUUAUGGAAGUUUUCUUCAUGGCACUAAAUUAUGGAUUAUCAUGGAAUAUGCAGCAGGUGGAACAAAAGAAGUAAUACAAGCUUUAAUCUAUUUACAUAGAUGCAAAAUAAUUCAUCGUGAUAUUAAAGCCGCAAAUAUAUUAUUAACUGCUGAAGGUAAAGUUCAACUGUGUGAUUUCGGAGUUGCCGGUCAACUAACUGCUUCUUCAACAAAAAGAACAUCAUUUGUUGGCACACCAUAUUGGAUGGCACCCGAAGUAAUUAUCGAAGGUGCAACCUAUGAUACUAAACCACCUGCAAGAUUAGAAGGAGUAUAUUCACAACAUUUAAAAGAAUUACGACCAACAGCAGAUGAUUUAUUGAAAAUUAAAUUUGUAAAAAAUGCAAAUAAACAUCAAAAUGGAAUAUUACGAGAUUUAAUUGCAAGGUUUGAACAUUGGAAACAAACGACAGGAUAUCGUCAAUCAUUUUCCGAUCCAUCCUUAAGUAAAAAGGGUCAACACGAACGAUCACUCACAAAUUUUCCAGACAAAUUGUCACCUGUGGUCGAAAAGAAAGAAGAGAAAACAAUGAUACCUAGAGAUGCUACUAUUAGGUAUGGACGCAUACUUGCUGAUGAACUCAUGUCACCGACAAGACCAAUAUAUCUAAGAAACUAUUCAGAAAAUCAACAUCCACUACAAUUAUUAUUUAACACUGAUGACCAAAAACAACAACAUCAACGACAGAAUAGUGGCAAUAAAGAUUCUUAUUCAAAAAACUUUUUCGAUAGUCCAACCAUAUCUAUUCCAUCAGAUAAUGACGAGGUUAUCAAUUUUUCAGAUUUAGAUGGCCCGCCUUCUUCACGAACAAUGACAAAAGAACUACUUCAAUCUCAAUAUGAUAACCAAACAAAAGAUGCAUCUUCUACAGAAAAUAAUGACAAUGUUAAUGGUAAAGAUGGAAAAGAUCGAAAAUCACCAGAGAUUAUAGUUCCAUUCGAUCCAUCACCUUCACAAAAAAUUGUUUUAACACCGGUCGAGGAAAUUAAAACUUCAAACGAUUUAUUAUUUCCUAACUCAGCAUCAAAUAAUGAUAAUAAACCUUCUCUUAACAAAGGCCCGUUUAAAUUCAUGAUGACUCCAGUAAGACAUGAAAGUUAUGAUGCAUUACCACUACCAAACAAUAACGAUUUAUCAUCAGGUAUACCAUUAUACAGGUCAAAAAGUCAAGGUAAAGAACAUCCUCAGUAUGCAAGAAGAGUUAGAUCUGCGACAACUUUAAAUCAAACAAAAUCCCAUGCUGAAGAAUUAUUAGGACAAAAAAAAAUAAAUAACAAUAAUAGUUAUGAUGAUGAUGAUGACGAUGGUUAUGGUAUUAACACUAAAAUAAAUGGUAAUUUGGCUUUGAACGUGCCAAGACAAAGAAGUGUUAAUGGUCCUGAGAUAAGACCAUUAAAAAUGGAUAAUUAUCGUGGAACUAGUGAAGUAUUUGAAGACUUAACAAAAACCACUGAGGACUUCCUGCAAUGGAUGAUAUUAUUAGACGCAGGAAUAAGUCAAUUAUUGACAAGAUCUUAA